UUUUUCAAUUUUCGUUCCCGCACAAACACCACCGCCGCCAUUCCCGCCCGCCUCCUUCCCGCCCGCUACCCUCCUGAAAAGAAGUACUGUCGUCUUCGAUCUACUUGAGGCUACCUUCGUCCAUGAGCUGUAUGUCAUUGGCGUAUCCAUGCGCCGCCUUGCAACCUGUUGCGGCGGCGGUCCAACAGGCCUUUGCACGUGGUGUCCGCCCGAUCUUGCUUGACGACGGAACAGGCGGGGUGUAUGCGUGUCGGUCACUGCAACAGCGACUUGUUGGGAUAUUCAAACCUUGUGACGAAGAGCCUGGAGCUCCCUUCAACCCCAAAGCGAAUGGAAACAUCGUUCGACAGGGCAUUCCGCUGGGACAAAUGGCAGUGCGAGAAUGCAUGGCCUUUUUCGCGGAUGUAGACGCGUUUGCGCGUGUUCCACCCACGGCGUUGGCGUUUAGUAAACACGAGGAGUUCAAUUCAGGCGCGAAGAAACUUGGUUCCUUCCAAGCGUACUGUCCCCACGACUGCAGUGCGGAAGACAUGGGGCCGUCGUCGUUUGCUGUCGAUGACGUGCAUGCAAUUGCGUGUUUGGACAUUCGCCUUUUCAACCAAGACCGACACGCUGGCAAUCUUCUCGUCCAGCGCUCCACCAGUGCAGGCGAACCAUCCCAACUGACUCUAGUCCCAAUCGACCACGGAUGUUGUUUGCCAGAAUUGGAGCACAUGGACGAAACCACGUUCGCAUGGAUGCAGUGGCCCCAGGCAAAUCUCCCGUUCAGCGCCAAAAUCAAGGCGUACGUGGCAUCGUUGGACUCGUUUGCGCAAGAGGAGGCCAUGAAGCAAUCCAUUCGACCUCCUGUCAAGGCCUUGGCGACGUUGCAUGUUGGCACGUUGUUGUUGAAGAAGUGCGUGGCGAUGGGGCUGACUGCAUUCGAAAUGGGGCAGCUGCUCGUGCGCUCGUCUCUGGCUAUGCCGUCUCCUAUGGAAUGCCUCGUGGCCCAGCUCAAGCACUUGGACCCAUACAGACACAUUCACCUGUAUCUCCGUGUGUUUGAAGUCGCUUUGGACAAGUUGGUGCGUCGCAUGUUCCCCCGCACCACCAACGUUGUAUGUGCUGACAAUGGCUGGACGAUCCAACAGCCAACUCAGCAAGAAUUCGCGGCGCGGAAAUCCUAUGCCAAGGUCUUGUUGUCGUCCGCUGCCUAAGUCGAUAUGUACUGCGAGGACAUCUCGUGGAUUUAGUUGCACAGUCGUAUAGUUAACGUCGAGGCAUCGAGUAUCGCAGUUGCAUGGUGGUAAAGUUUGGUUUUCCAACUGGACAAUACAUUUUCACUAAAGAUCUUUGCUACAUACAUGUAUAGUACUACAGUACGU
Messenger RNA from Aphanomyces astaci, 1364 nucleotides. RefSeq lists its product as hypothetical. Lineage: Eukaryota; Oomycota; Saprolegniomycetes; Saprolegniales; Verrucalvaceae. The transcript has a single exon. The coding region runs from base 123 to 1196 and encodes 357 amino acids. The record is from RefSeq and is a predicted model, not a curated record.